Molecule: messenger RNA, 830 nt
Organism: Tarenaya hassleriana
Lineage: Eukaryota; Viridiplantae; Streptophyta; Magnoliopsida; Brassicales; Cleomaceae
Product: actin-depolymerizing factor 1-like
Exons: 3
Coding region: 164-583 (139 amino acids)
Biological process (GO): actin filament depolymerization
Cellular component (GO): actin cytoskeleton; cytoplasm
Molecular function (GO): actin filament binding
Source: RefSeq, a predicted model, not a curated record
UUCGAGAAGAAAGGGCUUCACUGGCGAGCGAAUUUCAAAAGGCAAAGAAAAGUAUACGCAGAAAAAUAUCUCGUCAUUCUGCAAUUUUUUUUUUUCAUUCUCCUCUCUCAGAGCCUACUUUUCCGAAUUCUCUCGCUGAUUUCUUACUAUUUUCUCGGCGAAAAUGGCAAACGCAGCUUCUGGUGUGGCCGUGCACGAUGAUUGCAAGCUGAGAUUUCUAGAUCUCAAGGCGAAAAGGACUUACCGAUACGUAGUCUACAAAAUCGAGAUGGACCAGAAACAAGUUGUUGUCGAAAAACUCGGUGAACCAACCGAAAGCUACGAGGCUUUUGCUGCCAGCCUCCCUGCAGAUGAAUGCCGAUAUGCCGUCUACGAUUUCGACUAUGUCACGGAUGAGAAUUGCCAGAAAAGCCGCAUUGUUUUCGUCGCCUGGUCACCCGACGAGUCAAAGGUGAGGAACAAGAUGAUAUAUGCAAGCUCUAAGGAUAGGUUCAAGAGAGAGCUUGAGGGGAUCCAGAUCGAACUCCAAGCCACCGAUCCAACCGAAAUGGGUCUCGAUGUGAUAAGGAGCCGUUCGACGUGAUAAGGAGCCGUUUGAGGAGAUCAUUGGUUUGGAGUGUUUGUUUUAUUUGUUUGUGUCCGUGAGUUGAUGCCAUGAUUGUUAUGUCUUGUGGAAUCGUGGUCGGAGGUUGUGUUUGUUUGAAGACAAAAAGACGUAUUCUUUGAGAGGUUUGAUCAACUCUUUCCGGUUUUUGCCCUAAACCAUAAAUGUCUGGACAUGAAAUUUUAUGUAAGAUCCGAUCGUUCGUUUCUUCGGAUUCAUGAUCUAA